AAUAUUUGUAGCAUAAGAUGCACUAAAAUACUCCAAUAUAAGUAACGAAACAUAAAAUAAUUUAAGGCUCAUGUGAUUUCAUAUCGAAAUGAUCCAAAUGAAGGUGCUAUUUAUUAUACAAUAUAAAUCUUAGACAAAACUGGUGAUUAUUGGAGAGUUGAUAGAAGGUACUGAAAAUGAGAUUUAAGGUUUUCAUAGUUUGAAGAUUUAUUAAAAAAAUUAAAGCUAAUUUUUGGGGAAUUAUUACCAUCUUUGCCAAAGAAGAAAUAUAUAACAUUUUUAGUUGGUAGAACUUAGGAUGACAUAGAAAAGAGAAAAAUAGGAUUGGAUAUAUUUAUAUAAGUAAUUUAAUAGUUGAGAAUAAGGAUUUAGCAAAUAGACCUGAAAUAGUAGCAUCAAUUCCUUUCAAAGAAUUUUUAGAAAUAGAGAAAAAUGCAAAAGACAUAUUAAUAAAUCCACCUUAGCUUAUAUUUGAAUUUCAAGAAUUUAAACUUGGAAUAAGAGAUUUAAUUUUGAAUCCAGAAACAGGAUUAUUAUUUGUGCUAAUAAGUGACUGCUCUGUAAUAAAUAGAAUUGAUGCUUAUAUAUCAAAUAGGAAAGCUCCUUGGAAAUCUGAAAAAGAUGAGGAAGCAAAAAUAGCUGUAGGAAGUGUAGAAUGUUGGCAUUAGAUGUAAAAUGGAGAAUUUAAAAAUCUUUGGACAAAAGUAUAUAAUUCUUAGGCAAUUACAUGUUAUUGGGAUCAGAUAGCAUCUAUUUUACUGAUUGGUUUAGAUAGUGGAUCAAUUAACUGUCUGAAUGUUCUUGAAAAAGAGGGUUUUUAAAGAUAUUCAGAAAGUUAAGAAAUCGAAUAACAUAAAGCCAGAAUAAUGGGCUUGUAUUAUGAUAGAAGAAAUAAAUAUCUGCAUUCUAUUUCCAAGGAUCAUAAAUAUAAAGUCUUUAAUUUACGUUUGAAAGAAUUAAUUGCAGGUAUCUAAAAUCAUAAAAUGUAGAUUUUACACCAGAUCAACAUGAAUUAACAAGUUUAUUAGUAUGCGAUGAAAGAAGGAAGGUUUUUAUAGGUGAUAGAAGUGGAUAAAUACUUAUUUAUGAUAUAGAGAAGGUAUAAUAAAUAAUUAUUAAAGUAAAUGCCUUCAUAUAUAAAUAAAGUAGCAACAGGCCAAUAAUUUAUUAGAGGAUUGUUUAUUGAUCAUUAAAGAAAUUUUUUAUUUUCCGUAAGUCAUUAAAACGGGGUUGUUUCAAUUAUUGAUGUUUAAAAACCUGGUUAGGAAUAAUUUGCCAAAUAAAUAGCAAAUUUGAAUGGGAAAUCUAAGAGCAGAGAAAUAUGUUGGUCAUCAAAAAGAGGAGAAAUUUAUGUUGGAAAUGUAGAUGGAACUGUUACUAUUUGGGAUGCUCGAAAUUCACAUUAACUAUGUAAUUUGUAAUAUUAUAAAAGUUGUUUUAAAGGCUCAUGAUUCAGACAUAACAAAACUGCAAUGGCUUAAUGCAGAAAAUACAUUAUUAACUGCAUCAAAAGAUAAAAAAAUUAAGGCAUGGUAGUUACCAUAAUUUUGGAGAGACCCAAAAGUAAUGGAGAAAGAAAAGGAAAUAGAAAAUUCAAUCAGUUAUAAAAAAUUGAGAGAAUCUUUAUUUUAGGAUUCUAAAAUAUCUUUAGAGUAGCAGUUAGGAGAAAAUGAAGAAAAUGGAAUGAUCAUUUGGAAUUAACCAUAACAAAAACAUUCUGGUAAUAGUUUUGAAGAUUUAACUGAGUUGAAUUGA
Molecule: messenger RNA, 1755 nt
Organism: Paramecium sonneborni
Lineage: Eukaryota; Ciliophora; Oligohymenophorea; Peniculida; Parameciidae
Source: the annotation of a GenBank genome assembly